This is a messenger RNA of Jaculus jaculus (lesser Egyptian jerboa), 1212 nucleotides long. RefSeq names its product gem nuclear organelle associated protein 2 (gene Gemin2). Gene Ontology annotation, biological process: spliceosomal complex assembly; spliceosomal snRNP assembly. The transcript has 10 exons. Gene Ontology annotation, cellular component: nucleus; SMN complex; spliceosomal complex. NCBI's taxonomy places the organism in Eukaryota, Metazoa, Chordata, Mammalia, Rodentia, Dipodidae. Bases 12 to 809 code for a protein of 265 amino acids. The record is from RefSeq and is a predicted model, not a curated record.
UCGUAAAUGCCAUGGCGUGGGUCCCCGCGGAGUCUGCAGUAGAAGAGUUGAUGCCCCGGCUGUUGCCGGUGGAGCCGUGCGACUUGACCGAAGCUUUCGAUCCUUCGGUACCGCCCAAGACGCCUCAGGAAUACCUGAGGCGGGUCCAGAUCGAAGCAGCUCAGUGUCCGGAUGUUGUGGUAGCCCAAAUUGAUCCGAAGAAGUUGAAAAGGAAGCAAAGUGUAAAUGUUUCUCUUUCAGGUUGCCAGCCUGCCCCCGAAGGUUAUUCCCCAACACUCCAGUGGCAGCAACAGCAAGUGCUGCAAUUUUCAACUGUUCGACAGAGUGUAAAUAAACAUAGAAGUCACUGGAAAUCACAACAGUUGGAUAGUAAUGUGACAAUGCCAAAAUCUGAAGAUGAAGAAGGUUGGAAAAAAUUUUGUCUGGGUGAAAGGUUAUGUGCUGAAGGAGCUAUUGGGCCAGCUACAAAUGAAAAUCCUGGAAUUGAUUAUGUACAAAUUGGCUUUCCUCCCUUGCUUAGUAUCGUAAGCAGAAUGAAUCAGGCAACAGUAACCAGUGUCUUGGAAUAUCUGAGUAAUUGGUUUGGAGAAAGAGAUUUUACUCCAGAAUUGGGAAGAUGGCUUUAUGCCUUGUUGGCUUGUCUUGAAAAACCUUUGUUACCUGAGGCUCAUUCACUGAUUCGACAGCUUGCAAGAAGAUGCUCUGAAGUAAGGCUCUUAGUGGACAGCAAAGAUGAUGAAAGGGUUCCUGCUUUGAAUUUACUAAUCUGCUUGGUUAGCAGGUACAGUAUUUCAACCAGCGUGACUUAGCUGAUGAACCAUCUUGAGGAGCUUAUCUCUCGGGCAAGGAAGAGAUUUCAUCUGCAGCAGCCUGUAACUGAGGAAGCACAAUGCCAAUUUGAGUAUAGAUUGCAUCACUUCAACACUGUGUGAAGGUCUCCUCUUAGUUUCUGCAACUCAAGUAUUCAGAAUAUAGAUCAGUUUGGAUGUCUGAAAUAUCUAAGGGAAACCUCACCUGUUAUUUGAUGCAGUUUGAAUAAUUUUCUUCGCUCCCAUACAUAUUGAAGUACCUACACAGAAACUGAAUAAAGUUUAGAGUCCCUGGUGCUAUUUCAUCGUUUACAUGUAUACAUAGAAAUUUUUGUUGAAAGUAUAUUUUGCUUACUCAAAUGUUGUUUGACCUUUGAAUAAAAGAUAAUGAAUGUCCUGAGAA